This is a messenger RNA of Dama dama (fallow deer), 6074 nucleotides long. It is a transcript of the gene GCNT4, whose product is annotated as glucosaminyl (N-acetyl) transferase 4. Lineage: Eukaryota; Metazoa; Chordata; Mammalia; Artiodactyla; Cervidae. The record is from RefSeq and is a predicted model, not a curated record. Gene Ontology annotation, cellular component: membrane. The transcript has 3 exons. Bases 4182 to 5546 code for a protein of 454 amino acids. Gene Ontology annotation, molecular function: acetylglucosaminyltransferase activity.
GGCACAUUUACUAAAGGCCACAAGGUCUGCAGAGAGGGAGGUAAGAGUGAAUGGCAUAUUUUGGGCAGUAAGUCAGGGUUGGUGCUUGGCAUCACGCUAAGUACCCUCAGGAUAGGUGGGCAGUCAGUAGUUAUCAAACUGACUUUGAAUGAGCUCCGUUGGGCAGGCGGGGGCAGGUGGGGCUAUGGUGAUGUCCAGUUCCUGGUCCCCUGAGAAUGACUGAGGGCAGACGCCACAGAAGCCAACACUGUUCCCCAUCUACUGAAACAAUGUUUUGAAGCCCACAUGACCGUGAAAUUUGAAGUUUUACUUUGUAGAUCUGGAAAUGUAAUGAGGAGGAGGAACAUAGAUGGAAACCAUGAACAGAGCGGCACUGUAGCUCAGCGUGGCCCUGGGAUGUGACUGCUGAGAGACCGGGUUCUGACCCUUCCGCUCCCUAGCGUAUGGCCUUGCACACGUUUCCUUACCUCUCUGCCCUGGUUUCCUGGUCUCUGAUGUGGCCCCACAUCGGAGGGGGGUGUGUGUUGUGGUCCCUGCUCAGGGGUUGCGGGGAGGUUUGCCUGUGUGCACGAGGUAGGCACGUGUGCACUGCGUGUGCACAACACUUGUGUGUACAUCAUCUUUGUACAGUGUGUGCCUGUGUGCCUUGUACCUGGUGCAUAAUGAAUGCUCGGUGAGCCUUAGAGCCGGUGGUUUUAUGAUGAUGAGCUCAUUCCCAUCACUUCCAGAUGUAGAAUCGGAGACUCAGAAUUUUGAGAUCCUGUCCAAGGCCAGAGAGCCCAACAGCGGUGGAAGUUAAGGCCAGGAUCCCAUUUGCCUGACUCACAGGCAGGGUCACCUCCCCCUUAGCGUGUCAACGAGUGUCAUGUGCUGGAUGCUGCGUGAAAUUCAUAAAAGGAUCUGGUCACUGCUUGUCAGAAUGCAAGAAGCAGAGCAGAUAAUAUCAAUGUCAAGGCUUACAGACUUUUCCCAAGCAAUUUAGAGAUAUAUGUUUUGUAUUAAUUUACAUUGCUUUGCAAGUCAUUUUAUAUGCAUUUCCACAUGCUGGUUAUUUUCUAAGUGGGAUCUACAGGCUGAGGCUUCACGUAUAUAAGAUCAAAUUAAGUUAACCAGGAGUUGAAUGCAGCUGCUUCAAAACCUAAUGGGCCCCCAGGCAUGGCGUGCUCAGUGUAGAUUUUAAGGGAAAGGAUUGGGUCAAUAUUUACUAUUUUAGAAGAUGUGGGAAACCAGAUACCAUUUGGUAAAAGCAGGUCACAUCUUAAUAUGUAAUGAAGCUUGAUUUGCUGAACACAAUAGAAAAUUCAGGAAAAGUAGAAGGCCAGAGGGAAAUUGCCUAUUAUAUAAAAAUGCCAGAAAUGGAAGGAGAAGUCUGCUUUGUGAAGCUGAACUAAUAAGAAAUACUAAAGGUCAGAAAGCAAAGGUGGAAUUUCUGCUAACCAAUGAGGUUUAUAAAAGGAGCAUAUUCUUAAAUACAAAUGUGUGGCGUUUCAAAACCAGUAAAUUCUCCCUAAUUUGGACUUAGCGGAAAACAGGCCAUUGUGUCUUAGUAAAAUCUUAGAAAUAUAUAUAUUGUGAAAACAAUGAUAUAGUUCCUUAGAGCACUGGUUUUCAAAGUGUGAUCCCUGGACAAACUGCACCAGCAUCACCUGGGAACUUGUUAGAAAUGCAGAUUCUGCAGCCAUCAGACUGGCUGAAUCAGAACCUCUGCAAAUGGGGCCUAGUAAACCUAUGAUUUAAUAUUUGGAGCCAGCUUUCAUGCCUCUUUGUUUUUUCCCUUCUUUGGUCUUGGCCUUCCGUUUCCCUCCUGUGGUCACUAACUCACUGUGCUGCUUGCUUUUCCAUCAGACAGUGUCCUGGUAGAGGGUGGUACCCAGACACAGACCCAUCCGUGCCUCUGUCCCACAGUCUACACUAAUGGAAGAUGCUAAGAUCCCUUUAGGCUCUCACGUUUCUACAGCUUGUGGUUUUCACGUUGUCCAGGAUUAUACUGGUUUGGUUUCUGCUUUGGUUUUUCUGCCUUUUAAAAUCUUUUGGCAGUCUUGUACCAAACAAACUGGGACUCCUGAAUAUAGUCAGCCAAAACCCUGAACCAUUCUCUCCAGAUGCUCCUGUGAAAUCCCAUUUCUCCAUCUGGUACGAUGCAGUUAAUUUCUUGGACCUGACUGUUAGCCUUUGUAUUUAUCUCUGUUCAGUGUCAUCUUGCUAGGUCCAAGUCUGCCCAGAUCUGUUUGGGUCCUCCUUCUGUCCUUUUUUCACGUAAACCUUUGAGCCCUCUGCUGAUCUCUCUGCUGGUGUCCUGGCCCGAGGAAAUAAUAACAACAUGAGCAUCUUGGUUAGAGGCCUUUGUCACAGUUAAUGAGGCUUAAAAACUUGGCAUCUUCACAGACCCUGGGGGGCCUAAAAUCGGAAGAAUGCUUGUCAUCAGCCUCAUUGGUGUUUGCAUUUAAAUUACUGCUGUUCAGGAAGUGCCCCUCACGUGGUUUCUCCGUGUGAGGCGUGUUUCCCAGCUCCUUCUUGAGUGCCCCCCAUGGUUCAGUCUUCCUAGCUUCCUAGCAGGAGCAGUUGUCUCUGACAAUUGCUUUUCCCUCCCUAUUAUGUUUAUACCAUCAGCGUCUUGCAGGGUCUUGGUUUUUUGCCUGGGUGACCCACGGUAAGUUUCAGCUUGUUAAAUGGUCAGAUUAAGGUGAAUUCAGAAAUUUCCAACUAAUGGGAAGCAAAAAACAUAUGCCUUGUCAUUUCUCUCUGCUUCAGGGUCCUACCCAUCCAGGCUCUAGAAUUCAGAUAUUUUGUGGUCAAUUCUGUAUUUUGCUGGGAGAUUAGGGUUAUUUAAUGUUUUUUUUUUUUUAAUGUGAAAUUUUGCUCAUAUAUGAUCCUUAAAGGAGUACAGUUAGAUAAUAUAAUCACACACACAUAAAAAAAGUUUUAAAAGUCAGAAAGCAGAACAAUUUUAUGGCGAGAAUGCUUGUUGCUAGAGCAUGAAAAAAUGCCUGGACUCCUGCACUCUCACGCCAUUCAUGAUCCUGGUCCAGUCCUGGGCUUCCCCGGUGGCUCGGCUGGUAAAGAAUCCACCUGCAGUGCAGGAGACCCGGGUUCCAUCCCUGGUUGGGAAGAUCCCCUGGAGAAGGAAAUGGCUACCCACUCCAGUGUUCUUAGCUGGAGAAUCACAAGGACAGAGGAGCUUGGCUGGCUAGAGUCCAUGGGUUCGCAAGAACUGGACACGACUAAGCAACUAGCACUUUAUGCAGUCCUACUCAAGCUCUCUCCCUCCUCCUCACGCUGCUUUGGAAGACCAGCUUUAAACCAAAUUGCAAAAAAUCCCAAUAAAAUCCAAGCCUACUUUCCUCCUCUAGGAUGCUAUCAAACCUUUUCUGAUGUGACAUUCUAGCUUAGCAUGGCAAGAAAAAAAAAGUGCUGGGUGACGAGGGAACUACUUGUAAUCUCUAGGGAAUCUCCGCGAUAUCCUGUACUUCUGCCUCUUUGAUUGCUUUCCCUUCUCCCUGCCUGCCUUGUUGUUCUUCCAGUGUAGUUCAGGGGGAAACAGAUGAGGUGGUCACUUGGAAGGAAGGCUUCCUGGCUGUGCUCAGACUCAGCUGGUCUGCUCUUGGAUAAAGGUUCUGCAGAACCUUGGAAACCCUGUUUUUCAGUCCUGUUUCUGUAGACCUUGGUGUUUCUCCUGGUCAUCUACCAGAUCCUACCGAGACCAUGGCAGAACUCGUUUGGAUGGCAGCAGAGGGCAAGCCCAGGAUCAGCAUGACCAGGGCGUAGCACAGCCCCUGUGUUCCUUUUCCCUUCCUUCUUCUCUUAUCCCUGCAGCAUGGCUGGAAUAUUUGCACUGUGGCGUCCUUUCCCCACGCCCCCACAUUCCUUCUGCGGGGCAACAAGGAGGGCUGUCUGCCAGCCAUCGUCUUCCCAGGUUCUCCCUCCUUCAGCCCUUCCAGCCACAGCCUGCCCUACGCUCAGGCAGAAGCAGAGAGAUGUCGAAGCUGAUGGGUUGGGAGAGAGAAGCGGAGUGACACGCAAGAAGCCUGCUGCCUGUAGAGGAAAACUGUCAGUUGUGACAUGUUCCCCAGGGACCAUGACCACAUCCCCUUUGGAUGAAGGGCAUCUCGUUGCCCCAGUGAGACAGUUUCAGCUGAAUGGACGAUCGGAGCAGCUGAGCCGGGGGAGGCCCUGUUCAAGGAAUGAAGACAUUCAAAUGUUGUUUUAAAUUUCACCUACAACAGAAAGUUUUCAUCCUGUUUCUAACCCUAUGGCUGUUCUCCUUGUUGAAGCUCCUAAAUGUUAAACGGUUCCUCUUCCCUGAACGGGGCAUUUACUUGGUUGAGUACUCUGUAAGUACCUCGCCUUUUGUAAGGAACAGAUACACCCAUGUCAAGAAUGAAAUUGGAUAUGAGAUUAACUGUUCGGGUGUCUAUGAACAGGAGCCUUUGGAAAUUGGCAAGAGUCUGGAAAUAAGAAGAAGAACUAUCAUUGACUUGGAUGAUGAUGAUGUUGUGGCAAUUACCAGUGAUUGUGAGAUUUAUCAGGCCCUACGAAGCUACGAUGAAAAGCUUGUUUCAGAGGAGGAGAAAAACUUCCCAAUAGCCUAUUCUUUGGUGGUUCACAAAGAUGCAAUUAUGGUUGAAAGGCUAAUCCUUGCUAUAUACAACCAGCACAAUAUUUAUUGCAUCCAUUAUGACCAAAAAUCAUCGGAUACCUUCAAAGUUGCCAUGAACAAUUUAGCUAAGUGCUUCUCCAAUAUUUUCAUUGCUUCCAAAUUAGAGACUGUGCAGUACGCACACAUUUCCAGACUCCAGGCUGAUUUAAAUUGCUUGUCAGACCUUCUCAAGUCUUCAGUUCAGUGGAAAUACGUUAUCAACCUGUGUGGGCAGGAUUUUCCUUUGAAGUCAAACUUCGAAUUAGUGUCAGAGUUGAAGAAACUCAAUGGAUCAAACAUGUUAGAGACAGUGAAACCCCCUAGCACUAAGGUGGAAAGAUUCACUUAUCACCAUGAGCUCAGACAGGCACCUUAUGAAUAUGUGAAACUACCGAUGAGGACAAACAUUUCCAAGGAAGCCCCACCUCAUAACAUCGAGAUAUUUGUUGGCAGUGCUUAUUUUGUGUUAAGUCGAGCAUUCAUUAAGUAUAUUUUCAACAACUCCUUUGUUGAAGACUUUUUUGCCUGGUCUAAAGAUACAUACUCACCUGAUGAGCACUUUUGGGCUACCUUAAUUCGGGUACCAGGAAUCCCCGGGGAGAUUUCUAGGACAGCCCAGGAUGUGUCUGACCUACAGAGUAAGACCCGCCUGGUCAAAUGGAAUUAUCUAGAAGGUCUUUUCUAUCCCAGUUGUACUGGCUCUCACCUCCGAAGUGUGUGUAUCUAUGGAACAGCAGAACUAAGGUGGCUUAUGAAAUAUGGACAUUGGUUUGCUAAUAAAUUUGAUUCUAAGGUGGACCCUGUCUUGAUUAAAUGCUUGGCAGAAAAGCUUGAAGAACAGCAAAGAAAGUGGAUCACACUGUCUUCAGAAAAGUUAUUUAAAGCCAAACCUUCCAUAAGCACCUCAUGAUAAAAUUGUAAUGGAAAUAAGGUUAAGAUGGAAUUGCAUGCUAUACCGUGGCCAGUACCAUUUGAAAGGUGUCUACAAUUCCAUGAACAAGGGAAAGUGACCUGGCGUUUGGUGACAAUUAGUCUGCAAUUGGUUGGGAGUUUUUAUGUUUGUUUUCACUUGUAAUCUCACUAAGCUAAGUGGGAGAUUUUAAACAGUCAGUAAUCUGAUAUGUGCUGAGUUUCUGCUGUAUACCAGGCACUUUUUAAAAAACAUAGAGGGAUUAAAUCCAAGUGUCACGAGUCACAGUUACCCCAUCACACAGCGAUCUUCGCAUCUUAGGUUCUCCACGUAAUAAUCAGGUUCCAGCUCCUUAGACACCCCUCAACCGUUAGAAUGUUAGAAAGACUGUACUACCUCAGAAGAACUCAAAGAAUUGUUCCGUUUCCUACUUGCCAAAGUGUAACUUACCUUGUGGUACCUUGUUCAUUGAGUGCAGGGCCCGAGACUUUGAUGGCCGGACAUUUCUAGUGUGUGUGUCGGGAAGGU